Messenger RNA from Aspergillus alliaceus, 1896 nucleotides. RefSeq names its product putative ABC transporter. The transcript is spliced from 8 exons. Lineage: Eukaryota; Fungi; Ascomycota; Eurotiomycetes; Eurotiales; Aspergillaceae. Gene Ontology annotation, molecular function: ABC-type transporter activity; ATP binding; ATP hydrolysis activity. The record is from RefSeq and is a predicted model, not a curated record. Gene Ontology annotation, cellular component: membrane. Bases 1 to 1896 code for a protein of 631 amino acids.
AUGGAGUCCCAAGAACCUAAGGCACCCAAUCCCCUCGAUCUCGAACGCAAUGAGCACCAGUUCCUCAUGAACAGUACUGUUCAGUCCUUUACGUGGGACAAUUUGGCCGUGACGGUGAAAGAUAGACGCACAAAGGAGCCUCGCAAUCUAAUCGAGGGCUGCAGCGGAACUGCCCAACAUGGCCAGCUAAUCGCGCUGAUGGGCCCCUCCGGCUGCGGAAAGACCACCCUUUUGAACGUCCUUGCGCGCCGUACCGCUUCGUCUGGUGCGAAAAACGCAGGAGAAUGCUAUGUGAAUGGAACGAAGCUGGACAAUGAUACAUUUAACCGGAUUACGUCUUACGUCGAGCAGGAGGAUGCGUUGAUCGGGUCGCUGACGGUGCAGGAAACAUUGAAGUUUGCCGCGGACUUAUCCUUGCCUGGGUCGGUGACCAGAUCCCAAAGAACGGAUCGCAUCCAAGCCCUCCUCAGCGCGUUCGGAAUCCAGAACCAAGCAUCCACACUUGUGGGCACGCCGAUCCGUAAAGGAAUCAGUGGAGGUCAAAAACGGCGAGUCAGUGUGGCCAGUCAGCUUAUCACUUGUCCGAAGAUCCUGUUUUUGGACGAGCCGACGAGCGGAUUGGACUCGACUGCCAGUUACGAGGUCAUCUCAUAUGUGAAGAAGCUGGCGAUAGCAAAUAAUUAUAGGGCUGACACAUCAAUCCUACAGCUCAUCAUUAUAGCCAGUAUCCACCAACCAUCCACGAACACAUUCCAGCUUUUCAAUAAUCUCCUCCUUCUCUCCGGCGGAAAGACAUGUUACUUUGGACCAGUCUCCGAGGUCCCCUCCUACUUCGAAAAUAUCGGCUAUCCCGUCCCUCGACAUACGAAUCCCGCCGAAUACAUCCUAGACCUGAUUAGCUCCGACUUCACAGUCCACGGGGACCAAGUCGAGAAGAUACAAGGCGCAUGGAUACAGUCCCCAGAAUACGGCGCAUUAAGCAAGAAACUCCGGAGCACAGACAGCAACGGGAGGAGGAUCGACAUCGAAGAACUAGGUCGGCCAGGUAUCCCACGGAUCACAAUGUCACUCCUGCACCGGCUCUUCAUCAAGAGCUAUCGCGACGUCGUAGCGUACGGGAUUCGCAUCGUCAUGUAUAUGGGCCUAGCAAUCAUGAUGGGAACAGUCUGGCUCCGCCUCCACAACUCCCAAGAAUACAUCCAACCCUUUAUCAACGCAAUUUUCUUCGGCUCAGCCUUCAUGAGCUUCAUGGCUGUCGCCUACGUCCCGGCCUUCCUCGAAGACCGCGCAACCUUUACCAAAGAACGCGCCAACGGCCUGUACGGCGCCCUCCCCUUCGUAAUAUCAAACUUCAUUAUCGGCCUACCCUACCUCUUCCUAAUAUCCACCCUCUUCUCAGUAGUUAGCUACUGGCUCUCCAACUUCCGCCCAACAGCAACCGCCUUCUUCACCUGGAUAAUGUGGCUCUUCCUCGACCUCGUCGCGGCAGAAUCGCUAGUCGUCUUCGUAAGCGCCAUAUUCCCGAAUUUCGUGAUCAGUUUGGCGCUGGUGGCGUUCGCGAACGGGCUGUGGAUGAGCGUGGGCGGGUUCCUUGUUUCGCCGACGAUUUUAAACCCGUUCUGGAAAUAUGUCUUUCAUUAUAUUGAUUACCAGGCGUAUGUGUUCCAGGGGAUGAUGGUGAAUGAGUUUAGAGAGAGGGAGUUUUCGUGUGGGGAGGGCUGUCGGUGUAUGUAUCAGACGGAUUUGGCGGAGCAGUGUAUGAUUCGGGGUUCUGGGGUGUUGCACCAGUAUGGGUAUGCCACCGGUCGGACGGGGAAAUGGGUUGGCAUCUUGGUGGGCAUCAUUGCCGUGUAUCGUCUGUUUGGCUACAUUGCUUUGGUGUUACGGCGGACUUGA